UCCCUUCAACUUUCCUCUUCUCUUCUCUACGGUUUCGUCCUGUAUCUUCUGCCUUCCGGUAUCUGAAUCACCAUCAAACUUUUCAUUUCUAGGUUUUCUCAGAAGGAGAGACGAACAGCUAAGAGGCUGACGUUGCUAUGGAUUGGGGAAACGUUACGGCAGAGGAUCUGAUUGACGCGCUACGCGAAGUGGACUGGUCAUCGCCACCGCGCCCUCUCUCGGAGUUCUUCUCCAGAUUCACAGUCCCCAGAUCCUACGCCAAAUGGAACAGCCGUCUCAAAUGCAAUCUUUACUACUACCGGACUAACUACUUCAUUAUGAUCAUUUUCAUUCUUGGAUUGGGUUUUCUUAAAAGGCCCCUUGCUAUUGUCGCUGCUUUUUUAACAGCACUGAGCAUUGCUUUUCUGAAUGAUAGCUUCGCAGGUACUUUUAGUGAGAAGGUGACAAGAACUGUGAGGCAAUUCUCUCCACAUUUAGCAGCAAAGAUGAGACCUCCUUUGACCCCUGUCAUUCGUGGACGUGCGUCAGCCAAAAGAGCAAUUCACAUAUGUGGCCGACCUCGCUGGGUGUUUGUCUUGAUGUUCUCCUCUGUAAGUUUCAUCCUUUGGUAUGUUUCUUGUGGUGUCUUGAUUCUUUCGUGGGCCCUUGCAAUUGGACUUCUUGCCACCAUCCUCCAUGCUAGCUUGAGGACUCCUAAUUUAAAAGCACGUCUGAACACAUUCCGGGAGGAAUUUCGAGCAGUUUGGCGCAACUAUAGUGAACUAUAGGGUGCACGGAGUUUCUUUGAGGGAUUGUUUUGUUGAUUAUGAAUCUCGUACAGCUUGUUACUUAAAGAUCUUGCAUAGAAUAAUUCAUGUGGCUGGCCAGAAUUUGCAGGCAAGGUCUGGCAACCCUUGCAUAUUGCUAACAGCAUGUAAAUCUUCAAGACCUCUUGUUUCUGCAAAGUUAUCUCCUUAUGUGCUUUGUAUUGUAAGAAUCAGAAAAUCUUCUAGGAGGAUUGUUAACCCCACCUUCAUUGCAAAAAAACCUAUCGAAUCUCCCUUCUCUUCUGCUGAUAAAGAAAGAAAAACUUGGCAGACUAUAUGUUGUAGCUGAAACAAAUGUUUAGAUUUACGAGUUACUAAUACCAUGUGAUCAUGUCGAUAUAUUUCAGUCUAUUGCUAUUUGAAGUAAGGUCUAUAUUCCUCUUGUUCCCGAAAA
This is a messenger RNA of Carica papaya (papaya), 1200 nucleotides long. RefSeq names its product PRA1 family protein A1-like. The record is from RefSeq and is a predicted model, not a curated record. Gene Ontology annotation, cellular component: membrane. NCBI's taxonomy places the organism in Eukaryota, Viridiplantae, Streptophyta, Magnoliopsida, Brassicales, Caricaceae.